Eimeria mitis is the source of this 1161-nucleotide messenger RNA. RefSeq names its product protein phosphatase 2C, putative. Gene Ontology annotation, molecular function: protein serine/threonine phosphatase activity. The coding region runs from base 1 to 1161 and encodes 386 amino acids. The record is from RefSeq and is a predicted model, not a curated record. The transcript has 7 exons. Gene Ontology annotation, biological process: protein dephosphorylation. NCBI's taxonomy places the organism in Eukaryota, Apicomplexa, Conoidasida, Eucoccidiorida, Eimeriidae.
AUGAAGCUGAAUGUGACGGAAGAGAACUCUCCAUGGACGCUAGAUACUCCAGGCGGCCGUGGAUUAGGCUCGAAACAAAACUCGUUGCAAGGUGUUUCAAGCGCUCUCAAGCUUUCAGAUCCACCCGUUGGGGUCGUUACGGAUGUCGGAGCAUCCCCUGAAAGUACCCGCAGUGACGCUAACCCAUAUCAGCGUGAUAACGAAAGGGGGACGGAAACUACUCACAGCCACUCUAAAAUUGACUCUCCGAAGGGGGAAGCGCUGCCUGAACCGUCGACGCACGCGUUGCCGCUCACUCCAGAGCAAAAUUCCCCGUCAGCACCGUUGAGCAUCGCCCCAGUGGUAAAGAGUGGGCAGACCAAAAUCCUCUGUGUUUCUACAAUAUCUCCGGACCUACCAGAGUUCAACUUCGAGGAAAAGGCAAUUCAAGUCACAGGAGCAGAUUCGCCCGUUGCCCUAGAAGAGCUAGGGAUCAGCGUCGUGUGCAAAAAGGGUUACAAGCCAAACUGCUCAAACAAUGACGGAUUCUUUGUUUCACAUGUUCGUGGGUGUACAGUCUGCUGCGUCCUCGACGGGCAUGGCCCAUUCGGUCACGAGGUCUGUCAUGUCGUCCAGCAAGACUUACUCAAGCUAACUACGGACAAUCCAGAUCUGCCAGUCAAAGCAAAACGUGUACUUCGAGAAGCUUUUCUAAAGGCCCACAGCAACCUGCAAGCGAAGUGCAAUCCAUUCAGACUGGACAGCAAGCUCAGUGGCACUACCGUUACCAUCCUAGUGUACUUGAGAGAACAAAACAAACUGUUUGUUGCUCAUGUCGGCAAUAGCCGAGCUGUGCUUUGCAAGUUUAACAAAUCUGAUUCCGGGGUCCAUGCUGUUGACCUCACAGUGGACCAUACUCCUACCAACAGUAAGGAGUUGCGGCGGAUCGUCAAAGCUGAGUACAAAGUCGAUGAAAAACGAGACAACUUCCUCCUACUUUGCACUGAUGGUGUCUGGAACGUCAUCUCAUCGCAAGAGGCAGUUGAGAUUGCCCAUUCUGCCAAGCAAAAAGAAUGGAGAACUGCCCCAGAAGAACUGGCUCGAGAGUCGUGGCGCCGGUGGAUCAACGAGGAACAAAUCUUCGCAGACGACAUGACUGUACUCUUCCUGAAACUCUGUUGA